Messenger RNA from Chelonia mydas (Green sea turtle), 8754 nucleotides. It is a transcript of the gene ZC2HC1B, whose product is annotated as zinc finger C2HC-type containing 1B. The record is from RefSeq and is a predicted model, not a curated record. NCBI's taxonomy places the organism in Eukaryota, Metazoa, Chordata, Testudines, Cheloniidae. The transcript has 10 exons. Bases 1 to 774 code for a protein of 257 amino acids.
AUGAAUCAGAUGCAUGGAACAGCUGCCGGAAGUCAAGAAUUGCUAGCUUGUGAAACCUGUGGAAGACAUUUUGCACAAGAUGUUCUGUUAAGGCACAAGCCAAUAUGCAAGAAAGUCUUCACCAAAAAGCGGAAGCCUUUCAAUUCUUUGAAACAGAGACUGCAGGGAACUGAAAUUCCCUCAGUGAAGAAACAGCCACCACCAAAGAAACAACCAGAAAAGAAAUCUAACUGGAGACAGCUGCAUGAGGACUUUAUUAAUGCUAUUCAAUCAGCCAAGCAAGUCACGAAAGCCAUGAAAGAGGGCCGACCCCUUCCUCCUCCUCCACCUCCAAGCAUCAAUCCAGACUAUAUUCAGUGUCCUUACUGCUUGAGAAGGUUUAACGAAGCUGCAGCAGAGCGGCACAUCAGUUUUUGCAAAGAACAAGCUACACGACGUGUCUUUGCACCAGGCCAGAAAGCAGGCAAACAGGCCCCGGGCAAGCAACAAAUGACUCAAAGGAGAGAACCAGCCUUAACAAGUGCUGUGGAAUCACUGCUUCAGAACAGAGUCCAAGAAGCUGCCAUUGCAGGACCUGCUGUGCAGUCCUCCGCUGGAAUGCCAGAGAGAACCAAAAAAACAUCCGGUGUACCCUCUGGAAAAAAUACUUCAGGAGAUUCUCAGGGACACCAUCCUGUGAACUUGCUGCCAGCUGAUGUGAGAGCAAUAUGCAAUCUCUGGUAUCCCUCUGGGGAGAGAAGGAGACCAAGUCCAUCUGAAAUUGAUCAUAUGUAACAUCCUGGCAUGUGACAAGGCAGCCAAGCAUGGCCAGCAUGGGCACCACUGAGACCGGCAAACAGGCCAUGAGAGGAUAAAGGAUCCAGAAACACAAGGCCCAGGAUGACUCCAACUGCUUUUGCUCAGAGCAGAAAACUUGCCUGUUUUUUACAAUGAGCUGGACUGAAUCCUCAGAACGGAGACCAAUCUGCUGGUAGAUACUGCGCAGAAGCAUCUUGAGGCUUAAUUGUGAGGGACACAGAGGAGGAAAAACAGUUGUUCCAUGGACCAGGAGAUGCCUGAUGCAUUGCUGGGAUCUCAGAAUCAAUUUAGUGGAUCUGGGAUCCCGACCCAGAAGCACAGAUGAAUGAUACCUGAGCCAGCUUGGGAGGAGGAGGAAUCUGGAACCGGGGGACCGCUACUGCAGGCAUAAAUGAAACCCUCGCAAUGGAGUUGUCAGAUAAUCUAGAAAAAGAAUAAUCCUGUUUACAGAAAAAAUACACGGGUAUGGGGCUAUAUACUGUACAGAAUACUGCUUCACACUUAUAUAGUACUUUACAUAUUCAAAGCUAUGUAGAGAUUAAUGUUCACACAAACCUGUGAAGUAGGUAAGUAUCACUAUCCUCAUUUUAUGGAUUGGGAAAUGGAACCAGACAGGUGAAGUGACGCAACUGGGAUGAGAAUUUGGGGAGUUCUUGGUUCCCAGACUGGUCUCCCAAGCUCAGAUGUUCCAAACACCCUCCUCAACAUAAUGUCACUUUACAUCUCUUAACGUUUUCCUUCCACUGACAUGAUGUCUCGAUCCUAAAACAGCUCAGUCGCUAAAGUCUUUGCAUAAAAGAGAUGGUCUGUUGAGGCAAAUGGGCAGUGUGGGGGAAGCUAUUGUGUGAGUUGUUCUUGUCCUACGGAUGAACACAUGUCAGUCUCCAGGGCUUUCAGUGGAGGCCUUCUUAAGAACACUAAAUUUACAGAAAAGAAAAUCUCCCCCUGAUCCUGCCCCAAACUCCUACUUUAGAAUAAGUAUGACACACCUCUUUAGUAUUUGUAGUGUUCUGAGAUUCUAAAGAUAAAAAUUCUUACUGGAUACAUGACCUGUGGUGCCCUUAGUGAUUCAAUACAAAACAGGGCCUGUGUUUAGGCUACCCCUACAUUUAAGCUUUCGGAAAUGUUAGAAGCUAUUUUGAAUUUAUUGACAGAAUUAAAAUAACCGAUUAUCUUUUUCAUUAGAAUGUUUUAAUCACCAUUACCUCCUGUUAUCUAGGAGCUCUACUAACAAAGGUGAUUCAUGUUACUUUUUAUUUGAACUUGAAGCACUCUUCAUUAACUACAGAAGACUAGCACCCCUCUAGAAGGCACAGUGCUGUAUUUCAGAAGAGCUUGUAAGCAGAAGAACCUAAUCAGCAACAGCAGCAAACUAAAAACCACAGGAUCUUUGUGAAGUGGUUUACGGGAGAUGAAUGAACCCUGAAGGUUUUCUUUUGAAAAAAAAAAAAAAAAAAUAGAGUGGUAUCUUUUCCAAUUUGCAUGAGUUCACCAGGUCUUGUCAGCUGAUGGCACUUUGACACCUGAAGACUUUUAGAAAGGAACUAUAUAUAGACAAUUUACAAAAACAAAACACAAACAAAAAAGAGCAUAUUUCUGUUUUGGUUUAUACAAACAAAUGUAACUUAAUGGCUAGAUAUAACUUGUUAAUUACUACUGUGCUGAAACCAUGAAUAUAAAAUUACUUAACAUUUUCAUACCUGCCAUAUAUUUAUCCAACUUUAGUGGGAGUUUGACACUAUUUGUAGCUGUGGAAGAGACACGGUGGGACCUUCUCUGGUCUUGCAUCCAGAAGGACUUUAGACCAGUCAUUGACUGCAACAAGAGCUACCAUGCAUAUGUGGAGGACUGUAACAUCAAGCUUAUGUUGCUAGAGUAGUUUAGCUGCCAAGGAACAUUUAUGCUACAGAUUGUUACAAUGAAUAAGUAUCAGAGGGGUAGCCGUAUUAGUCUGUAUGCUACCAGACUCCUCAUUGUUUUCACGAUGAAUUACCACUUUCCUGGACUAAACAAAGGCCAUCAUUAUCAACCAAAAGUGAACAGAGCUUGCUUGGAUGGGGAACAUAAUCUUUCCUGAGGCUGUGUCUACACUACAGACUGUACAGCAGCACAGCUGUAAGGUCUCCUCUGUAGUUGCUCUAUGCCAGCGGGAGAGAGCUCUCCCGCCGGCAUAAUUAAAACACCUCCAAUGAGCAAUGGUAGAUAUGUCGGCGGGACGUAUCUCCUGCUGACAUAGUGCUGUCUACACUGGUGCUUUUGUUGGUUGGAGUGUAGUUUUGCUGACAAAAAAGUGCUAGUGUAGACAUAGCCUGAGAGUUAGAUUGUGCGAGGGGCUGAGUGCUGGCGUCAGUGGGACUACUCGUGCUUCAAGCUAAGUUUAGGCUUAAGUGCUUUCUUGGAUUAGGCCCAGAAUGCCUAGCAUCUUGCAGGAUCAAGGUCUAAAUGAAAAUUAAUGUGUCGUCUUAACCAUAUACUUCCUCUUCAGAAAAAGCCAUUUAUACAAGACAUUUAUUCUUAGGCUACGACAGUGGUAGUUAUUUCCAGCCCCGGAGAAAACACCGUAUCUCCACACACAGCGGAAGUGCACUUCAAAAAAAACAAAUUUGAGUUCAACCUAAUCACCAGAGCAAAUAUUUUGUUUUUAAAAAAGCGAGAGGAGAUAAAAUAAUUGAAGGAAGUCACAACUUAAAUUAAAAAUUCUUAAAGCUCAGUGAUUAAGUGCUUGCCAUUAAAACCUACUGGACCCUCCUAGAUUCUACAUAUGAACAAUGUUCAAGUCAUUUGUAUAAACUAACUGCGAGUCAUGGCUCAUUUAAAAAGUUAUGUUUCCCACCCUCACCCCCAUAGCAGCCAUCACGUUUUGUGCAUGUUCUAGAUACAUUUGUAUUUCCAUUGAAGAACACUAGUUCAGCUAUUUAGUUUAAGUGUGAAAACAUGGAGGGUAUUGAGCAGAAAAGAUGGCAUUGUUGCAAGUGUCAUAUGCUAUGAAACUAGUAAGUAUUAGAUAAAAUACAUCUAUUCACUCUGUUACUUCCUGGAACAUUCUACAAUGUUUAUAAUGUCCUUUUUAAAAGUUCUUAAAUGGUUUGGGGCUUUUCUCCUUCAGAAAUCUGGGUAUGAAAAGGAGCCCUAAAAAAGAUGGUAGUUAUCUGAAGGCAUGGUGAAAAUGAGGCAAUGUUACAGAAUUUGUACUGGAUGAAAAAGAAUGGGGAUGAAGCUGGUUUAGGGCCACUCCACCCAGAGCUAGCUGUGCACCUUGCUGUUGGCUGAGGCAGCUCAGCCUGUGUGGUGCUUCCUCAUGACCAAAUGCCAUUGUGAUGUCCCCACUGUUAUUCUGGUUAUCACUCUGAGGGAACUGCCAGAAACCCAGUAUAUGAGUAAGAUCCAUGGAGGGCAUGCUAAUAGAUUCAACUGUUGUCACAGUCUCCUUGUGCAAUAUGUACUUGCCAGCAUCGCCUGCACCCCCCGAGGAAGCUUCUUCCAGAUUGACUUUGUGAGGUUCUGGUAAAGGCAGGUCCUCGAGCAAGUUCACAUUAUGAGCUUUAACAUCCACUUCGAUGGGUAGGUUUUUGAGGGAUGCUGGUGCAAAUGAGGUAGUACUCAGUUCAUAUUUGUUGUGCUGAUGAAGAUUCUGGUUGGUAGGAAUUGAUGGUGAAGAUGGUUUAGAAUGAGUGGCUGAGAGACUAUCUACACAGCUCAUCCUUAGCAAGUGAGGAGGUUCCAGAGGAUGAGUAGACUGUAGGCUUUGUUGACAGUGAAUAUGUGGGUUGCUAUACUCUUCUGCUUCCAAUGUGUUCAGAAUCCCAUGCUGCAUAGAAGCCCUCUCAGGAAAAGAGGACAGGAUACUGGCAUCUUCCUUCAGUCUGAAUGGAGAGAGAGGGUCAAAGAGACCCUGAAAGUCACCAUUCUGCAACCUGCCCUUCAGCAGCUCUUGUGCAUGUGUUUUCUUCAUGUGGCGAGUCAAGUGGUCCUUGCGCCCAAAUCUCUGGGCACAAAACUGGCAGAAGAAGUCCUUGCAGCCUGUGUGAACCACCAUGUGACGCCGCACAUCUUUGCGGGUGUAGAAACAGCGUUCACAAUGGUCACACUUAUGUUUCUUUUCCUUGGUGCUGCUGCCUGGCUUCCCUGCGUGAGUUUUGAGGUGUUCUAACAACACUUCUGUGCCUCCGAACUCUUGGGAGCACAUCCUGCAGGUAAGGUCCCCACUGGUGGCUGCAUGAAGAGCCAGGUGUCGUUUGUAACCCAGCUUGGUGUUGUACUUCUUGCCACAGGCUUCACACUUGAAGGCCAUUUUGUUGGGAUCGUGAGUCUGAAGGUGAUUUUUCAGAUGGUCCUUUCUGUGGAAGGUCUUUUCACAGUAACCACAUUGGUGAGAUUUCUGUGGAGAGUGGGUGGCCGAGUGCCUAAAACAGAAGAACAACAACAUGUUUACGGAACUCAUGCACACAAGUGGAAUACAGCUUCAGAAUGUGAAGGCACUUGCGCUCUCUAGGGUAACAGUUUUCAAAAAGACAGACUCUAUUAAAUAGCAAACCAGUGGGUUUUUUAUAGUCUGUAGAGUUAGAUUAACAUUACUGCAAAAAACACCUUUUUGAAUAGCAAUUAUAAAUUGUACUUAAGAGAGGCAGAGAAUAGCUAGUGGCUACAACAGAGGACUGGGAGUUGGCAUACCUAUUGUCCUGCCACUGACUCGUUGGAAUACAAUGGGAAAACUCAUUCAUCCUCCCUGUGCCUGUUCUCUCAUCUGUAAAAGGGGUAUAACACUUACUCUCAAAAGUGAGGUGAGACGUAAUCAAUUUAAUGUUUGUGAAGUGCUCAAGUUCCUUAAAAGAAAGGAGUCACAUAUAAGCCCACCUGACUUGGGGCUCGGAAUGGAUAGUUGUAAGCAACACAUGGCAGUGAAUCUGUUUUAUUCAUGCACCUUGAACAGCAUUUAUUUAAAUCUUAACAUCCUAUAUAGAAAUAUGACCAAUGGAGUUUGGCGAGUAGAUGUCACUAGUGCCAAGAAAAGACAUCUUUUCCUCCCCACACCCCCACUGGGAAGGGCUGCUAUCCCUUCAGGAGCUGUACCUUAUCAGUUUAUAUUUGGAAAUGAAAGCUUUCAUGCAUCCUGGCUGGGAACACCUGUAGGGACGCUCUCCUGUGUGGGCGUAAGUGUGGGCUGUGAGCUUUUCAACAGAAACAAAUAUCUUCCCGCAGAAUCGGCAGUGAUAACUGUCUGGCUGCUUCGCUUCUCUUUCCUUUAGUAGUGAAGACUGAUCAUUUCUCCAUGUAGGCACAAACCUCACAAUGGAACCGCAAACACUUCCUGAGCUGGCACAGGUAGACUUUGCACUAGGGGAACAGGAAAUGGCCCCAUAGCACUGGACAAUGCUUGUGCCCAAGCCAGUUUCACUCAGUUUGCCUUUGGUUUUGCCCUUGGCUUUUAGAGGUUCUAAUUUAUUUGCUGCUCUGAAGCUGGUGAGAAGUGCUUUGUCUUUACUGGUGCAUUGGUGAGAUUCCAGCAGAGCUAAAGUCCCAAAAACGUUACUACAAUUGGAGCAUAUCCAGGCGUCGGCACACUCUCUCUGCAAUGAGAACAGAAACAGUUCCCUCAGAUUAACCAUUACAAAGAGAGAGAGGUCACAUUCUUCUCACCAGCCCUAUGUCGUCUUUAGUCUUCCCAAGGCCUCUCGCUUCCCUUGGUGACAGGCACAGCUCGUAACUGCCACCCAGACUGGUGUUCAGUUGGAGACAUAGUAAUCUUAGCUGUGUACAAGCAUGAAAACAAAUGAUUGGGUAAAUGAUUAUUUCCAUGUUGUUGUCUGGUGUUUAUUGCUAUUCUAGUUCUCAUUGAGCCUUGGGUGAUUUUUUUUUUCUCUGCAUAGUAAAUUUCAGUGUCUCUUGUGCUUCCAUAAUAAGAACAAGCACAGUCACAGUUCCAUAGUUAAGACAGUCAAGUUUUUCACUUAAUUUUAGACUGAGAGCAUUCUGCAAUACUGCAGCUAUACAGAAACCAUGGGCCUGUGGGAUUAUUUUGCCAACAAUGCAGGGUAUGUAUCUCUCUCUCUCCAUAGAGACAUGGAGAACAAAGAAAAUAAUGAGAUGUAAAAGCUUUUGUGCUUUAACACUGGGUGGUGGGGGGCAGGCUGUAACAUGCAGCACAUGUAUGACAAAGAGUUAGGACAUAAGCUAGAGCAGUGAAUGGGUGAGAGGACAACCUUAAGGAUUGGUGUACUCAGUUUCCCAAGAAUACGUGCCAGCAUGUUAGCCUUUCCAAAGUUUACCAUUACAUGCCAACACUGUAUUGUGCUCUGUUUAGAGUACAGGUACCGUACAGAAAGUAAUAGAGCUCCAGGUAAUACUUUUUUCUUUUGCUAUUUGAUUGAAACUGUUAAUUCAACGUUAGACUAGUUGACAAUCAUUUUCAGUCAUGUGAACUGAGGCAAGGUGAGCAGGUAAGUUUUCUGAGAUUAAGGCCAGGUGUUGGCUUGGAUGCAAUCCUUGGACACUUACUGUUGUUAAAACUGGUGAUAAAGCACAGCUAUCAGACUCUUCUUUGAUGACAACUGCAGAAGCUUCCAUAAACUUGGCGUAAUCUGCAGCAUACCACACUUUUAAUUCUGUGUGGGGUUCAAUUGGCUGUGAAUGGAAAAAAAUCCCCAGUAUUUACUUGUAUUGUCUGUUUCUAUAGGUAACUUUUACAUCUUAUUUAAAACAGGUGAUAGUCUAGUUGUUACCUUUACAGCAACUGUUUUCUUCAUAUCUGCUUAAACCAUUGAUAGCUUAUGUGAUGCUGUAUGGAAUAUGGGUGACCAUUUAUAAUAUUAUUGAUACCAAUAUUAUAAAAUUGCAAUGAAUCUUACAAGGUGCACCAUGUAAGGUAUCAGUGGAAAAGUUCUGAUUUGCUAAGUAUGAUGGCCUUGUUUUUUUAAUUUGUAAGUUACAAAUAUGUAUGAUAUAUCUGCAUCUCCAACCCGUGCUGUGUUUCUGGAUGACAUUGCUGAGGCCGAUCUGUCUGGGACCAUCUAAUCUAUUGGAUGGCCAAUCAAGGGCAAUCAACUCUACAGUGAACCCACUGAGAGAAGCCAGGAGCUAUGCCUAUGAGUCAGCAAGACAUGAGGGACAUGUUGUGGACAGGGGAUUACAAGAGCUCUUCCAUGCCCAUGAGCUUGUGUUUGGGAUAGAAGAUGUACAGGCCACAUGGCAAAGGAUAUUGAAAGGCAGCUGCAUCUUCUCCAUUUUGUCUUCAAUCCUGCUUCUCACCUCUGGAGUAAUUUCUCUGCGAACUGAAGCUUUGAACAAAGGACUGAUAGACCCAUCCAAGCUUUGGAUGUGUUCCAGAGGGACUCUACAAGCCAGCAAAGUCACCAGUUCUGCUAAGAACUUGAUAUAUGAUGUAUGUAUAUAAUUGCUUUCACCAUUUAACGAUUCUCUUCUCAUUCUUUUCUAAUAAACCUUUGGUUUUAGAUACUAAAGGAUUGGCUGGCAGUGUUGUAUAAGUUCCAACCUAAUAUUAUGUUAUAUGGGUGGCCCUUUGCGGGAUCAGAAGAACAUUUUGCUUAGUGACUAGAGUUUUAAAUAACUUUUCACUUUACUGGACCUAUUUGCUGUUUGGGAGCCAGAGACUAGAAUUCAUUAAAAGGAGCUGGGUGACUUUUUUUUUUUUUUUUUUUUUUUAGCUUCUUGAUAACCAGUGUGGGGGGCAGAAGCACAGUUUAGGGAUAAUCUGCUCUCCUUUUAGCAGCCUGCCCUGACCUUGGCAUUUUCAAGGUGGGCUACCCUAAGCACCUUGGUUUACAGCCUAGUUUCAAAAUUCAACUUUUUUUUAACUACUAUUCAGUGUGAGUUGAAAAAUCAGUUAUUUAUUUGUACAAUUCUUAAAGACCAGGAGGAGGAAAUUUAACAAAGGUCAUUGAGGUUAAGACCAAGGUAAAUACUAUGCAUUAUUAUUGGCUAAAUAUAUGAUAAAUUACA